This is a messenger RNA of Alternaria postmessia, 567 nucleotides long. RefSeq lists its product as uncharacterized. The transcript is spliced from 2 exons. The record is from RefSeq and is a predicted model, not a curated record. NCBI's taxonomy places the organism in Eukaryota, Fungi, Ascomycota, Dothideomycetes, Pleosporales, Pleosporaceae. Bases 1 to 567 code for a protein of 188 amino acids.
AUGGCGAGCUCAGAGAUGAUCGCCGAACUGGCAGCGCGACUCCGUCACCUCGCCGAUGGCAUAUCAACCGACUGCAUCGAAGACACUCGUGAAGAGUCCAGGAAUGCACUUCGUACGGCUGCAAUGGAGUUGGAGCAAGGUGUCGUCAAGAGGCACUCACAGGAUGACUCUUAUGUACUGGUGCUGGUUGAUGCGCAUAGCCACCCGUUCAACGAUGAGAUCCUCUAUCGAUCCACCGACCUGAGCUACCCCGCCUUAGACCGCGACAACCCAUUUAACAUCAAGAAGCGACUUUACGAAUCGAUUCGGAAGCACUUGAUCGAUAUAUCCUCCACAGCUUCUCCUCACACAAACACUCAGGGCCACUCAAUUCAGGUUUCCUCUGUAGCGACACUUGGCAAUUUUCGGAUCGUGGUGCGUGUCUACGCCGACACUACGAAGAUAAAGAACGAUCUGCUAUGCCCUUUGCAGCAGUUUGCUGCUCAAUUCUCCUCUGUGGAUUGUGGCUUCGACCUUGUCCGCGUUAGAACUGAGGCUAUAGUGGAGCUCAAGGUCGUUGGUGAGUGA